Messenger RNA from Caretta caretta (loggerhead turtle), 4305 nucleotides. It is a transcript of the gene PHGDH, whose product is annotated as phosphoglycerate dehydrogenase. NCBI's taxonomy places the organism in Eukaryota, Metazoa, Chordata, Testudines, Cheloniidae. Gene Ontology annotation, molecular function: phosphoglycerate dehydrogenase activity; NAD binding. The record is from RefSeq and is a predicted model, not a curated record. Gene Ontology annotation, biological process: L-serine biosynthetic process.
GCGGGGCUAGCCGGGUUUAGGGAGAGCUGCGGAGCUGGAGGCGCAGCUCCCGGAUUGCCAAACGUGCAGCCGCCCGUCCCUGGCUGGUCGCAGCCGUUGCGCUCGCCAUGGCCUUCGCCACGCUGAGCAAGGUGCUGCUCAGCGACAGCCUGGACCCCUGCUGCAAGCAGCUGCUGCAGGCCGGCGGCAUCCAGGCGCUGGACAAGCCCAACCUCAGCCGGGAGCAGCUGCUGGCGGAGAUCCAGGACUGCGAUGGGCUCAUCGUCCGCUCGGCGACCAAAGUAACCGCAGACAUCAUCCAGGCCGCUGAGAAGCUGCGGGUGAUCGGUCGGGCCGGCACUGGUGUCGACAACGUGGAUGUGGAGGCAGCUACGAGGAAGGGCAUCCUGGUGAUGAACACGCCCACCGGGAACAGCCUGAGCGCAGCGGAGCUCACCUGCGGGAUGAUCCUGAGCCUGGCUAGGCAAAUCCCCCAAGCAGCCGCCUCGAUGAAGGAGGGGAAGUGGGACCGUAAGAAAUUCAUGGGAAUGGAGCUUUAUGGGAAAACCCUGGGCAUCCUGGGCCUGGGCCGCAUCGGGAGAGAAGUGGCCACCAGGAUGCAGGCCUUCGGGAUGAAGACCAUAGGGUACGAUCCCAUCAUCACACCCGAGGACUCGGCUGCCUUCGGUGUGCAGCAGCUACCCUUGGAGCAGAUCUGGCCCCUGUGCGACUUCAUCACAGUGCACACACCGCUCCUGCCCUCCACCACAGGGUUACUGAACGACAGCACCUUUGCCAAGUGCCGGCGGGGGGUGCAGGUGGUGAACUGUGCUCGAGGGGGCAUUGUGGAUGAGGGGGCGCUGCUCCGGGCGCUGCAGUCUGGCCAGUGUGGGGGAGCCGGCCUCGACGUCUUCACCGAGGAGCCGCCCCAGGACCGCACCCUGGUGAACCAUCCCAACGUGAUCAGCUGCCCCCACCUGGGCGCCAGCACCCGGGAAGCACAGAGCCGCUGUGGCAAAGAAAUCGCCCUUCAGUUUGUGGACCUGGCCCAGGGGAAGGUGCUGGCUGGCGUGGUAAACGGCCAGGCUCUCAGCAGUGCCUUGGAACCUCAGACUAAGCCCUGGAUCGCCCUGGCUAAAGCCCUGGGUGUGCUGCUGCAGACAUUGGCCAGCCCGGUGAAGGGAAGCGUGCAGGUCUCCACACUGGGAGUGCCCUUGCAGAAGGCCGGGAGUUACCUGAGCCCUGCUGUGGCUACCGGCCUGCUAGAAGGAGCAGCACAGAAGGAUGUGAACCUGGUGAAUGGGCUGCUGCUUGUCCAGGAGGCUGGACUGAAGGUCACAACCACUCACAGCAACGCAGUGCCGGAACUGUACACCGGUGACAGCCUCCUGCAGGUCACCUUACAGGGGACCCCCUCCAGUCUAGUGGGCUCAGUCCAAGGCAGCACCCCCGUCCUGCAGGAGCUCAACGGAGCCAACUUCAAGCAGCCAGUUCCUCUCACUGGCCACCUGCUGCUCUACAGAGCCAAAGCUGCCAACGCCAGCACGCUGCCUGCAGUGAUCGCCUUCUGCUCUCUGCAGCUUCCUCUUCUGCUGCUGUAGACCCCAGGUGCCUUGUCUUAAGACCAACUGGACAGCAGGUAAUCGGCCACAGGUGCACUGGACACCACCCCCACCCACUCUUAAAGGGACCAGUCAGCCUGUGACAAGGAUUCAGCCACCAGUCCCAAACUGGAACAGAUGCUUUGCUGGACUGACAUGCCAACGUUCGCAACACCCCUGCCCUUGCCGAGUUUGGUUCAGACACUCUGUAAGUCAAACUCCUGUGCCAGUUUUCUUCAAAAGUGGUUUGGCUGGAGAUAUGGUUGAAAUUUAAAAACCAAGCCCUGCUUGAAGUCUAGGUGAGGCUGGCUAGAAGUGCUUGUUUAUACUACAGGCUGAGCUGGUGCAAGUGCCAGAGUUAAGGUUACAGAAACUGUUUCUAUUAGAAUCCUAUUUGCAUGUCCUUGUGCUUUUUGUGAUGCUCAUGUUAUGGGGCUGAACUAUUCUAGACUUGACCUCAGGGCCAUGCUUGAUUGUAGGAGACUAACCUACAUCUCUCCAGCCAUAUUCAAGUUAAGAAGGGGGGAGUUGGAAAAAAGUUUUGCCCAUUUUUAACAUGCUGAGAGGGCCUUGGCACCUCCUCUCUCUCCCUGAAAGAGAGAUGGUGCAAAAACAACUGGCCCUUUCCAUAGCACAUUUGUCACACAGCUCUUCCCUGUCAAGUCCACGCUUUGCUGGACUUUAGCAUAUUCUACUGUAAAAUGAGAGUUCGGACCAUUAGAAAACCUAGCGAGUGCAUAUACUGCAGAACACAUGCAUAAGGUGACCUGCAAGAGGGGCUGAGCCCUCGUUUUCUGGCUCCAUAGAGAAGGCCUGACAGCGUUUCUGCCUCUCCCAUCCCUAAAAAGGGGAGGCGUUCUGCAGCGGUACACCUUUUUGUGUAUUAGACUGCAAGGAGGAGCAAGCCUGCACAAGCCCUAGAGCAAGGGUGGGCAAACUACAGCCUGAGGGCCAGAUACAGCCUGCGAGCCGCACCCACACUGCUCAGCCCCCGCUGUGUCUGGGGGCUGGACCGCUCGGCCCCACUCCGGCCGAGACGCUGGGUUGGGGGCCACAAAACGCGGCUCUCGGAAGCCACGGCAUGGCCCUACUCCAGCUCCUACGUGCUCCAAUGGGAGCUGCAGCGGAUGGGGCAGUGUGCAGAACCACCUGGCCGUGCCUCUGUGUAGGAGCUGGAGAAGGGACUGCUCCGGGAGCUACUUGAGGUAAGCGCCGCUUGGAGCCUGCACCCCUCAGCCUCUCCCUACACCCCAACCCCCUGCCCCAGUCCUGAUCCUCCUCCCGCUCUCCACUAUCCUCGAUUCCAGCCCAAAUCACCCUCCUGCACCCCAAAUCCACCCCAGAGCCCGCACCCCCUCCUGCACCCCAACCCCAAUUUUGUGAGUAUUCAUGGCCCACCAUACAAUUUGUAUUGCCUAAUCUGGCCCUCGGGCCAAAAAGUUUGCCCACCCUUGCCCUAGAGAUUAAGCUGUGUAACGCUUUCCAUUAUACCUCUUGUUUUCAUUUGUUUAGAAUGUCAUCAAACUAACCCCUCAGGCUGAAGUUUCCCCAACUGGUCACUGCCACUGGUUAUUUUUUUGAGAAAAAAUUAGGUCAUCCUUUCAGAAUUAGGUUUAAAAAUCUUCUCAUUUCCUCUUAAUAUAUGUAUAAGUUUUAAACCCAUUUGAUUAUCACCAUCCUUGGCGCAGGAGCGUGACAAUUUGGCAUGGGGCAAGUCAUGCGCUCAGAGGUGCUGCUUCGUAUCCUCAUGGACAGCUGUGAUCGAGUUAGAGGCUGCAGAAAUUUACCAUUUGCACGUGCUCAGUAGAACUUGCUAGACACUUGCUCUUAGUCUCCUGGGCAUUCUAAGUGCACUGAGCUGGCUCCCAAGCUCCAGGCAGCCUCCUGCAUCAUUACCAAGCCGUUGCACAGACAAGCGCAGAAUUAUUUUUCCACCAUCGAAGUAUUCUUUGGCUAAGGGAAAGGUGGGCAAGGUUGCGAGCCUGGAGAAGACUGAGUUCUAAUCACAGCUCUUCCAGUGACUGGAAUUAGUUGUCUGCACUGCACAGCCUAGCCCUUAUUACAGAGCAAGAUCUCCUAGUGCUUGCUGAAGUGGCAGGGCAGGAACAUUCUCCUCCAUACCCAUUUUGCAAGCCUGGGAAAUCCAGAUCUCAAAUAUGGCAGAUCCCAGAAUCCUUCACUUAGCCAUACUGUCUCUCAGAUGGAAUGUGCCAAAUCUGUGUGCUGGACUAUGACGUCUACAAUAAGACUGACUCCUGCACAGCCAGCAUCACAAAAUGCUGGAGGAUGCAAUAAUGAAUGGACACCAUAUAAAUGCAAAGAAUAGUUAAACACAGCACUUAGCCGCCCCCAUCUCCUUCCAGAGCCAGGAAUAGAAGUCAGGAGUUCUGAUUCCCAGCCUCCUAUUGUCUAGCAAAGAGCUGUGCAGCCCACUGGUCCAGCCUGUUGCCUCCCCUUUAGGGGCUCACACACACAACCUGAGACUCCACAGCACUGUCUGAAGAACAGCCUCACCAGCAUGACCAGAUCAUUGCACCACCUGGUGGCAGUAACGCUGUCACCCCCCCACACACACACACACAGAUGAGGGCCUCUCAUUUAACUGUGGCUUUUGGUUUCCCUUCAGUGUGAUGUCGCUGUGUUUGCCUCCGCUAUUGAUAAUGGCUUUAUUUCUGUAUGCAAUAUAAAAGCAUAUGGAAUACAAAGUAGUACAGCACUACGCCAA